AACACAUACACCAGAGAGAGAAAAGUGAGUGCGAGUGUUUUGCUUCCGCCAUAACUGAUAAAGUGAGCGAGGAACCAUAAAGCGCUUCACAGGCUGAAGAGAGAGAGAGAUGGAUACGGAAAAAGUGACGCCGUUAUCAUUGUCGUCAUCGUUGCUAUACGCUGGAGAGAGGGAUGGAGAGAGAGGCGCCGGAGGGAAGUUGAGGAAACCGCCGACUAAGAAGCCUCCGGCUACUCCUUACGACCGUCCUCCGUCAAAUCAGUCCGCCGCCCAACGCAGCAAUGGUAGUUGGUUUUCGAAGCUCGUUGAUCCCGCUUACCGGCUGAUAUCGGAUGGCGCCACCAAGAUCUUACCCUCUUUCUUCUCCAAAUCACAGUCCACCGCCGCUCUUCCUCUUUCCAACUCCGGUGAUGACGUUCCACAGGGCACUAAGUUGAUACCAAAUGCCAGUGACAAUGACAAAACCGCUUUAAAUCUUGCAAUAGUUAGAUCCCCUGGAGAAGCAGGUCCUAGCAAAGUUGCUGAUAGAUUCAAGGGCAAUGCAGAAUGUAAUAAGCUGGAACAAGAUAAAACAAGUAACCUGUCUGAUGAUUGUGAAUUUUCUAAAAUUGAGCAGCUGGUGAAAGGGAAUAGAUUUUCAAGGGAUGACAUCAACCGUUUGACAGACAUAUUAAAUUCUCGGGUUGUUGGUCUUUCUGAUGUUGAGCGGGAAAAGCAGCCACCAAGAAUGACCUCUGGUGAAGAAGCUGAAGGGGUUUUAUUGGCCUGUGAAAAUUCAAGAACACCAAUUGAAGGAAAACAGAAAGAGACAGACAGAGCUUUAUUGGGAACCUCAACAACCCUUCUCCAAUCAAAUGUGCGUGUUGAAGUUGGUGCUUCACCAGUUGAUAUUGCUAGAGCUUAUAUGGGAAGUCGGACAUCAGAUAUAGGCCUUGGUUCAUAUACUGCUAUAUCUGAAAAUGAAAGAGUUCUACAACGGCACGAUGAAUAUGCAAUAAAGCCAUUUAUUCCAUCGUCUUCACAUAAGUCAUCCACUUGUUGGCCAGGUGCCAUGGUACAGGAUCAGUAUGGUUAUAUAACCCCACAAAGUCAACGAGGUAGAUUCGGGCUUCAUAAUUUACCACGAACCCCUUAUUCCAGAACUAUUUUCUCAAAGUCCAAGUCCAAGCUGACUCAAUUACAAGCUGAUACUAGGGGCACAAACAGUUCGCCAUCUCCCUUUCAGCAAACUCCUACUCCCCUAUAUGGACGGGUACACAUUGUCUGA
This is a messenger RNA of Ilex paraguariensis (yerba mate), 1267 nucleotides long. The record is from the annotation of a GenBank genome assembly. Lineage: Eukaryota; Viridiplantae; Streptophyta; Magnoliopsida; Aquifoliales; Aquifoliaceae.